This is a messenger RNA of Lates calcarifer (barramundi perch), 1457 nucleotides long. Its product is annotated as retinol dehydrogenase 8. The transcript has 6 exons. Lineage: Eukaryota; Metazoa; Chordata; Actinopteri; Centropomidae. Bases 39 to 965 code for a protein of 308 amino acids. Gene Ontology annotation, biological process: estrogen biosynthetic process. The record is from RefSeq and is a predicted model, not a curated record. Gene Ontology annotation, cellular component: cytoplasm. Gene Ontology annotation, molecular function: estradiol 17-beta-dehydrogenase [NAD(P)+] activity.
GGAUCCUCCUGAGCCUUGGGAUCAGAGGUCAAAAAGCCAUGGGGACCAGGAGGGUGCUGGUGACCGGGUGCUCCUCUGGCAUUGGCUUGGCUGUGGCUGCACGGCUGGCUAAAGAUGAGCUUAGACGGUUUAAAGUGGUUGCCACAAUGAGGGAUCUUGGGAAACGGGGGGCCUUGGAAAAAGCAGCAGGUGGUUCCUUAAACAAAACCCUGGAAAUCAAACAGUUAGAUGCCUGUUGUGAAGCUUCCAUCAGAGAGUGUGUCAACAGCCUACCGGAUAGAAGGGUGGAUAUUCUUGUGAAUAACGCAGGCCUUGGCAUGAUUGGACCGCUGGAGUGCCAAAGUAUUGCUGCCAUGAAGGAGCUCUUUGAUACAAACUUCUUUGGGCUGGCACGCCUGGUGAAAGAGGUGCUGCCUGACAUGAAACGACGGCAGAGCGGCCAUAUUGUGGUGAUGAGCAGCGUCAUGGGAAUACAGGGGCUUCUGUUCAAUGAUGUCUACUCUGCCUCCAAAUUUGCUGUUGAAGGAUUUUGUGAAAGUUUGGCAGUGCAAGCAUUGAAGUUUCACAUCAAGACUACUCUAGUGGAACCUGGCCCUGUGGUGACAGAGUUUGAAAGGAAAGUGUAUGAAGAUGCUGAGAAGAUGGAUCUAUCAGGGACAGAUGAGGAGACUGCCAGAAUCUUCCGUGAAAUUUACCUGCCGUACUCAAAAAACGUCUUUGCCUCAUUAGGCCAGACACCAGAGGAAGUGGCCGAGCAAACAGUUCAAGUGAUCACAGCCAAGGACCCUCCUCUGCGCCACCAGACCAACCGCCUGUACAUGCCCAUGACUGCACUGAAGCAUGCAGAUCCAACUGGACGCCUGCCUCUGGACACCUUUUAUAAGAUGAUCUUUAAACAUGACAGCGUGUUCAAUGCUACUCUUGGGGUGCUGCGCAUGCUGCAGAGGAGGGUAGACAAGAAAUAAAGAUUUGACUGUCAAGUUGCACAAACUAUUAAUGUUAUUCUUAAGGAGACAGUGAUUCACUGUAGUAUGUAUAACUUGUUGUCACUAUUUUCUAUGCCUGUCCAGCUGUAUGGUGACAGAAGUUUGCCUCUGAGCAGCAAUGAACAUGGAUCAGGGCCACUGGAUUUUGUCUGUGUGAGACAGUAACUACAAUAAUAAUAAUAAUUCCUUAUGUUCUGUAUAUAUGCACAUGACAUGAGUGGACUUUCUUGCUGUGCAAUUUUUUUCAAUUUCCUAUAGAUUUGUGCUGGUAUAUACUGUAUAAUAGACUGUUUGACUGUUAAGAAAACAAGAGCACACAAAUAAAACCAAUACAAAUAAAUGUUUCACUGUGCUGUAAUGAUUCUAACAAAGAAUAUGUGUUGUUAUGUUACCACAAAAUGAAUUAAGUAAGGUAUAAUAGUACCCACCAUUCUGCGCAUGAUGACGUUUAAACACAGUGAAACCAUAAAA